AUGGCCCCCGUCCCCAAGACUAUGCGCGCAGUCGUCAUUGACGGCCCCUUCGACGUCAAGGUCAAGCAGGUUCCCGUUCCCAAGUGCGAGAAGGACACGGAUGUGGUGAUCAAGGUCCACCUCGCCGGCCUCUGUGGCUCUGACCUGCACGCGUACCGCGGCCACGAGGACGGUUCGGGCUAUGUCAUGGGCCACGAGGUUAUCGGCACGAUCGUCGAGGCUGGCUCGGCCGUUGCCAACUUCACGCCCGGAGACAUUGUCAUGGCGCCAUUCUCGGUCAGCUGCGGCAGCUGCUUCUACUGUGACCAGGGCUACACUUCGCGCUGUGAGCAGAACAAGUGUCUCACUGGUGGCCAGGCCGAAUACUUCCGCAUGCCGCUCGCCGACGCGACGCUGUUCAACUUUCCCCCCGAGUUGCCCGAGGAGGUCGCACUCCUCAUGACCGACAUCUUGCCCACCGGAUACAGCGCGGCCAUGAACGCGCGCCGCCUGCUGGACGACCCCCUUGUUGACGCGUGGACGCUCAAGGAUGCCGAGGCCGGCACUGUUCCCAAGAAGGGAGUCGCCGUCGUGAUCGGCUGUGGCCCUGUGGGACUCUGCGCCAUCUCGUCCGCUCGCUCGCUGUUCGAGACUGUCUACGCUACCGACCUGCACGAGUCCCGUCUCGCCCUGGCGGAGAAGCACGGCGCCGUUGCUCUUCCUCUUGCUCAGCUGCGCGAGGAGAUCCUCAAGGUCACCAACGGCCGCGGAGCCGACGCCGUGCUCGAGGUCGUGGGCCACGAGUCGGCCGUCCUGGACGCGCUGUCCCUCGUACGCCCUUACGGUGCCGUCUCGAGCGUCGGCGUCCACACCCGUAACGUCACUAUCGACGGCAACAUUCUUUACGACAAGAAUGUCCGCAUGCAGUUUGGCCGCUGCUCGGUCCGCACCUUCUUCCCCGCGGCACUCAAUGUCCUGAAAGACAACCUUGAGCUGUUCAAGAGCUUUGUGGAGAACAAGGUCGACCUCGACGAGGCUCCAGAGUACUACAAGCUCUUUGAGCAGGGCAAGGUUGCCAAGACCGUCUUCGACAUGUCCAAGUAG
This is a messenger RNA of Apiotrichum porosum, 1083 nucleotides long. RefSeq lists its product as uncharacterized. Bases 1 to 1083 code for a protein of 360 amino acids. The record is from RefSeq and is a predicted model, not a curated record. The transcript is spliced from 2 exons. Gene Ontology annotation, molecular function: oxidoreductase activity; zinc ion binding. Lineage: Eukaryota; Fungi; Basidiomycota; Tremellomycetes; Trichosporonales; Trichosporonaceae.